This is a messenger RNA of Colletotrichum higginsianum IMI 349063, 1746 nucleotides long. RefSeq lists its product as uncharacterized. The record is from RefSeq and is a predicted model, not a curated record. The transcript has 2 exons. NCBI's taxonomy places the organism in Eukaryota, Fungi, Ascomycota, Sordariomycetes, Glomerellales, Glomerellaceae. Bases 1 to 1746 code for a protein of 581 amino acids.
AUGGGUCCUGCACACAAUCACAGAAUGAUCACAAACACAUCAGGGUGGGCUCUAUUGGGUGGUAGCGCCUCCCGCCGAUUCAAAGUCGUCAUCGGCGCCUUAAUCCUUUUCAUCGCAUCGGCGGUUUUGGUCCUACAACCAGACUGGCGUGUCGCCAGCUCCAAGCUGCGUGUGCCCAGCUCACACCACCAACCUAUAUCUGGGCCAUCGACGAAUCCUCCGACGAAUCCUCUUCCAAACCCUUCGUCACAACCUCCGACAAGUCCUUCGACAAGCCCUCCAAACGAGAACAAUCUUUCAAACGAGGACAAUCUUCCAAACGAGAACAAUUCUCCGCCCCAGAAAGGCAGCGCUGGCAUUGGGCACAAUCCACGAACCGCCGUCUUAUCACCCGACGUGGAUGGUAUUUUGCUGUCCGCUGGAACGCCCUUCUUCAGUUCUCCAAGCGGACGGCAUGCUCUCGUCCUGCAAGAUGAUGGCGACCUCGUCCUCAACCGCGUGGACGCCGACGGAAGCUCCCACCCCCUGUGGUGGACGGGUACCGGCGAUAAACACAAGGGUGGGCGUAUCCUUUACGUUGACAAGCAGAAAGGUCAUAUCCGUAUUGUUUUGAACGCCAUGUUGAAGAACACUUGGACGACGAUAUGGCACAGUGACCUGGAGCCGGCGUGUAGAAAAGCCAACAGUGGCAUCGUAAAGCGCGACGGUGAGAGCAACCAGCCGCAGUCGACAGGAAUGCUGGAGAGGGAACCCGGGCAACUCGAGCUCUCGGACAAUGGAAGGCUCUCAAUCGCCGGAAUGUGCGACCUCUAUGUCGCGCCGAGGGAGCGUGAGAAAGAGCGCAGCCUGGCCGUCAUCGUCGCGGGGCUGUAUAGGACCAACCACGUCACCUGCAAGACGCACAUGGAUAAGCUCGUGGCCAACCACCCGUCCUUUUCGAGGAUCGAUGUCUUUGUGUAUGCGCUCUUCGAGCCCGCCGACGUUGACUUGUUCAAACGUACCAAGGAGUCUAUCGAGGCGGAGCUGCGGGAAUGCUACGGCUCGCACCUUCGGUCUGUCGAUGUUUUGCCUGUGGACCGAGUGGAAAUAGACUUUCCCGGUGGCAAAAACGCGACAGCGGCGACGCCGUGCAAGGGAAAGCUGCGGCGGCUGAACAACCAGUUGAAGACGGUUUCGUUGGCGGCGCAGCAGUGGUGGGCUUGGAGCAUCGCGAACGGAUAUAUCCACGACACGAUCCUGCGAAUCCGCACCGAUACGUCGUUCUGGGAGAGGCCAGAAUUCAAGAGCCUGGAAGAGCUGGGGCAGAACACGCUCGUCCUGCCGCAUCCGCGUGGCGAGCACUACUUUUACUGCGCCCGGAUGAGCGGGCGAGUGAGUGUUGGACCAAGCGAUCAAAUCGCCUACGGCAGCGCGGCUGCUAUGGGCCAUUGGCUAUACAUGUACGACCGGUUCAAACAGAUGGUGGACCUCGCGGCGGAUGCCUCCAGACCGGCACUACGCGACUUCUCGGGGUGUGAGGUGAUGCCCUCGGGUCCGUUGGCAAGCGACUGCAAAAAACCGGCGCCGUGCUCAAUAGAAUGUUUGGUCGGGUGGUUCCUCGAUGCUCGCGGGGUGGACUUCCACAUCGAAUGGGGCUGGCAGCAGAGCCUGUGGAGGUGGAGAGACAUCGGACCGGUUGGGGCAGAACAGGAGAGGCAGGCUGAUAUUGAUGAUGAGGUUGAAGAGGACGGGAUGCUGUGGGGAUAA